This is a messenger RNA of Exaiptasia diaphana, 652 nucleotides long. RefSeq lists its product as uncharacterized. The record is from RefSeq and is a predicted model, not a curated record. Lineage: Eukaryota; Metazoa; Cnidaria; Anthozoa; Actiniaria; Aiptasiidae.
AAAUGGCAACACGCAUGAUAUUUGUCUUGGCUGCUUUUCUAAACCUUUUCACAUGCCAAGUCCAAGCUCAAAACAAUACAGCAUCUAGUGCCUCACCGACAGCAACUCUAACUAUGACUGUGGCAACAACAUCUGCAGGGUUGACGGCAACUACUACUCAACAAGCGAUGGCAACUACUUCUCAACAAAUCAAACCGACGCCAACAACAACCUCUGCACCCUCCGCUUCAGUUUCACUUGACUUUGACAAAAGACUUGUUCAAAGACAAAGCCUACGAUUUAAGAAAUGUUCAAAUCACAACUGAACAGAGUGGCGAGGAUUGCAAGGUGAAAAUAACCCUGACUUUUGGCAAAGGUCUGACCAAAAACGACAUCCUCGUAAAAUUUGAAAACGCUUCAAACGGUGAAAUUGGUGGAGUGACUUUGAAGGAUUUCCUUGCAGGUGUCUUUGUGGUUGGAGUUAAUUUGGGAGAUUACAAGGCGACUGAGGAGGAAUGCAAAGCGAAAUGCUGUGGUACAGGUGGACCUAUCACUGUGAGGAGAAGCUGUACAGAUGAAAAUGGUAAUAAAAGUCCUAAAUGCCUAAACUACCGGAUAAAGAAAGAGGUGAAAGACUGUAAUUCAGUCUGCAAUGUGAAAGAUCUUUGUGGUG